AUGGUUAAGAAUGGACCGAGAGAGCCACGCAUAUACGUCCGAAAGCGCAUCGUUCUCACCAUGCCCAUUCCUCAGGUCAAGAACGACAUGUCAAAGGUCCAGCUCCUCUGUCUGGCGCACGUCUACAUCGAGCAGCCAGACCUCCACGCGUUCGACAAGUUGGCCAAAGAUUGCGGCUCCGCCGAGGAGAAGAGAGAUGGCAAGCACACCACCUACUUUCGCGGCUAG
This is a messenger RNA of Cladophialophora carrionii CBS 160.54, 228 nucleotides long. RefSeq lists its product as uncharacterized. The record is from RefSeq and is a predicted model, not a curated record. Lineage: Eukaryota; Fungi; Ascomycota; Eurotiomycetes; Chaetothyriales; Herpotrichiellaceae. The transcript has 2 exons. Bases 1 to 228 code for a protein of 75 amino acids.